AUCAGAGCAAAGGAGAAAAGAAAAACAGAGGAAGCAAAUCAUUACCCAUUUAAUCACAUCUCCACCAGAUUACACCUUCCGUUCCUCUGUCUCUCUCAAAAGAUUCCCACCCCAGAAAAUCAAUUUUCCUUAUUCUUUUGUUCAUACCAAUAUACCAUUUUCCCUUUUUAAAAAACUAACUAAAUAAUUGUAAUAAAAUCCAGAACAACUUUGAGUAUCAAUUCAUAUCAAUUCAGGUAUGCACCAACUGAAGCAUAAUCAACUGAGUCCCAAAGCUCCCCACUCUUCUUCUUCCUCCACCGCCGCCGCCAAGACCAUGCUGGAGCGGGUCCUCUCUUCCCGCCGCUACGGCCCCCACUCCUCCGACGACCCACCGCCCUCCUCUUCUUCCUCUACUUCCCCGGAAGGCCACGCCAUUUCCUCCUUCGUCUCCGCCGACGAGUCCAAGACCAAGCCCCCCAACCUCUCUUCCUUGGCCUCCAAUUACAUCUCCAGGAUGUCCCACUCUUCCUUCCACUGCGUCAUCUUCGGCCUCCUCCUCUUUGUCCUCGCCCUCAUCGCUUCGCUCAUGUACCACUCUCGCUCCCUCGUCUGCAUCUCCCGCUUCGAUCCCAAGUCCCGGGUCGGUUUUUUCGGGAUCGACGGCCUUGAGUCCGACUUCGCCGCCCUCGGUGUCCCCUGGUGCAGAUCGAAACAUGGUAAGACAGUUGACUGGACAUCCAAGGAUUUGCUCAAGGCCUUGGAAGAGUUCAUACCAAUUUAUGAAACUCGGCCGAUCAAAAACAACAUGUAUGGAAUGGGUUUCGAUCAUAGCUUUGGGCUAUGGUUCAUGGCACGGUGGCUUAAGCCGGAUCUUAUGGUCGAGAGUGGUGCUUUCAAGGGUCAUUCAACGUGGGUCCUUCGCCAAGCAAUGCCAGAAACUCGAAUCAUUUCGCUUUCUCCAAGGCACCCUGAGAAGUACCUGAAGAAGGGUCCGGCUUAUGUUGAUGAAAACUGCACCUACUUUGCUGGAAAAGAUUUUGUAGAUUUUGGAAGUGUUGAUUGGAAGAGUGUGAUGAGUAAAUAUGGAAUUACUGAUCUUACACGGGUCCUUGUCUUUUUUGACGACCAUCAGAAUGAACUGAAAAGGAUAAAGCAGGCGCUGGAUGCUGGGUUUCAACAUCUGGUUUUUGAGGACAAUUAUGAUACUGGAACUGGUGAUCAUUAUUCGUUGAGGCAGAUAUGUGAUCAGUCCUACAUAAGAGGUGGUGGCCACAGUUGCUUCAGAGAUAGCGAUGAAGCCAGGAUUAGGUCAAAGAGGAAGAAAUUCUGGGAGAAGGCAGUAGAUAUAGAUGAACUCUGCGGACAGAACGAGGCAUGGUGGGGCGUCAGAGGAUGGAUGCGUGACAACUUCAACCACAGCAAUAAGCCUAUUUCCUACGAGGAACACUUCCAGAACAGCCGGUUUAUCGAGUCGAUACUCGACUUAUACUGGGAGCUCCCACCGGUAGCCGGUCCUUCUCUCACGCAUCAAACUCGUUAUGAUCCAGCUCGUGUUACCAAUCCCAUUGUUGAAGACGGGCGGUAUGGAUUGUUCCAGCGGCUGGGGUUGAGUAAGCUCGAUAAUUCUGUAUUUAACGGUUACACCCAGAUGGUGUACCUUCAAAUCUCCGAACAACCUUAGAGCAGUUUUCUUUUUCUGGGAUGAUUUUUUCUGUUAAUUUUUGCAAUAGCUGAAAGACUCGAAAGUUGUCCAUACUAAUAUUCCCCUUUUUUUCAUGAGCUGGUGGCCUGACUGAAGAGGAUAGUACAUAAGUGGUUUUGGUUUGCUCCAGUUUUUGUUUCUCAUAUCGGUUCAAAGUUCUGAACUACUCCACUUGUAUUCCUUGGAUUCCACUUGCACUUCGACUCGAUCAGGUUAUAGAUUGAUAACUUGUGUCACUUUCAGACUCGUUGGCUUGGGCUUCAAGUCAAUUGAGUUACGGGCUGAGCAGAGC
This is a messenger RNA of Linum tenue, 1976 nucleotides long. The record is from the annotation of a GenBank genome assembly. NCBI's taxonomy places the organism in Eukaryota, Viridiplantae, Streptophyta, Magnoliopsida, Malpighiales, Linaceae.